AUGAAUAGAGCAAAUGGACGAGAUAACAAUCAAUGUUUUGGAAGUUCGACAGGAAAGCCAUUAUCUGAGGACACCUACGAUGAGACCCUUAGACCACAACUACACCACACUCCUUCUGAGAAUUUCAUGAAUGAUCCCAAUGGUUUGGUCUACGCCAACGACGUCUAUCAUCUGUACCAUCAAUGGAAUGAUAAAGAUAAUAUACCAGGAUAUCAAAAUUGGGGGCAUGCUACGAGCGAAGACCUCGUACAUUGGCAAUUGCAUCCUCCUGCUAUCACACCAGACAGUGAUGAUGGACCUUUCAUCAUAUCAGGAAGUGCAGUCGUUGAUGAACAUAAUACGUCUGACCUAUUCAACGAAUCGACGACACCUUCAAACAGAGGCGUCGUUACAGACACAAAGCAUUGCUCACUCAACAGAUGGAGGUUUAGAGAUCCAAAGGCAUUCUGGUAUGAACAAGACUCUAAGUGGGUAAUGCUAGUUGCUUUGGCUUCUCAACACCAGAUGAUUAUUUACGAAUCGAGAAACCUGAUAGACUGGUUUGAGACAUCUAGGUUCGGAAACGCCGGUCAACCAGGUUAUGAAUACGAGUGUCCAGACCUUUUCCCACUCGAGGUAGAAGAUACCGAUGAGGUCAGAUGGGUUUUAAUAACAUAUGUAAACCCAGGUGCUAUUCGCGGUGGUGGAUCAGGUACUAGCUACUUUAUUGGCGAUUUCGACGGCAAAACAUUUACACCGAUCGAUACAUCAAUCAGAGAAAUGGACUUCGGCUAUGACGAUUAUGCAGGUGUUACUUUCAAUAAUGUACCAGAUGGUCGUAGACUAUGGAUUGGAUGGGCUAGCAAUUGGCUCUACACUGGUGUCGUUCCAACAGAGCCGUGGAGAUCAUCUCUGACACUCGUUCAUGAAUUGUCACUCACGCGAGCCAAUAUAACUGACCAGCAUCAGUCUUUAACACUCAGGCAUAAACCAGUUGAUCUUUCAAGUCUCAUCUCCGAUACUGUCAAAGAAACAAAUUCCCCAAUGAAACCUGACUCGAUUGAUUUUCCAACAGAUGGUGCAGUCGACAUGUCGAUCGAUGUUGCAUUUUCAUCGGAUACAGAGUCAUCAGAAUUGUCAAAGUCAGCAUCGCGUAUCACGAUCGAAAGUGAGGAUGGUGUAAACUCCAUUGAGUUUGGUGUUCAAUUUGCCGAUCAUAUCGUUUACAUUAACAGAGCUAACUCUGGUUGGUCUUCGCCAACAUUUGGUUCUCUCGGUGCAACUUCUAGUAAUAUCCCAAAUAACAACAAAGUUAAACUAAGAGCAGUAAUUGAUCGCUCCCAAAUUGAAUUAUUCGUCCAGGACCGUAUACACUUCGCUUCAAUGGUCUUUUUUUUCCAAGAAGGUCGUGUACCUGCACGCCUACGCUACGAGAAUGAUGAAGGAGUCAUGAUCGAUCAUCUCAAGUUAGAUGCUUUGAAGAGUAUUUGGGAAUGUUGA
Wallemia mellicola CBS 633.66 is the source of this 1479-nucleotide messenger RNA. RefSeq lists its product as hypothetical. Gene Ontology annotation, cellular component: fungal-type vacuole. Gene Ontology annotation, biological process: sucrose catabolic process. Bases 1 to 1479 code for a protein of 492 amino acids. The transcript has 6 exons. Lineage: Eukaryota; Fungi; Basidiomycota; Wallemiomycetes; Wallemiales; Wallemiaceae. The record is from RefSeq and is a predicted model, not a curated record. Gene Ontology annotation, molecular function: sucrose alpha-glucosidase activity.